AUGGAGAUUUCACUUGAGGAUGAAAGCAGCGGCACAUCGGCAAACUUUGAGGACAAGGCGGCUCACCAGGCUCUAAGGGAUCGCUGGAAAAAUACCGACGAAACCAUGUGUCGCCACAGCAUGUCUUUCCACCUGCACCACACGCUGAGGAGCGAGUUCUUUGCCAGCUACCUGUACCUGGUGGAGAAGAUUCCUCUGGUGAAGCUGUUUCCUGUCACCUGCGAGUACAUCAAAGGAGAGAAACAGUUCUACUACAGAGCUCAGAAGUUCUACGAGGACGUCCCUGCCUCCGAGGAAGGCAUGAUGGGAGAUUUUGUGGAGAUAUCCAACGUUGAUCUGGAGGGUUCCCGGCAGUUUCUGAAGAGGUUUGUGGGUCCUGGUAAGGCGGGCACUCACUGUGCCCUGGACUGCGGCUGUGGGAUCGGCCGUGUGUCCAAAGGCGUCCUCCUUCCUGUGUUUGAGAAAAUGGAGAUGGCCGACAUGAUGGAGCACUUCCUGCUCCACGCACACGAGGAGUACCUCGGUGACGACGCCGACCGCAUUCAGACGUACUACUGCUACAACCUGCAGGACUUCACGCCUCCCAAAAACAAGUAUGACGUCAUCUGGAUGCAGUGGGUGGCAUGCCACCUGACAGAUAAGGACCUGACCAACUUCCUGUUCCGCUGUCAGAAGAGUCUGCGUCCAAACGGAGUCAUCAUCAUGAAGGACAAUAUGGCGCGGCAGGGCUGCAAGCUGGACUCCAUCGACAGCAGCAUCAGCCGCCACCUGGACAUCAUGAAGGUCAUCAUCGCCAAGGCCGGCCUGGAGAUCCUCGCCAUAGAGAUGCAGGAAGGUCUCCCCGAGGUCAUCAUGCCCGUCUGGAUGAUCGCCAUGAAAUAGAGUGCGACAUUGUAACUAUGAAAAGGUUGUUCCAUUUUCGACGACUUGGAUGAAAUGUCUACAACAACACAUAAAGAAAUCCUCACGGUGUCAUGAGGGGACGAGUCAGUCAAAGGUUUAAUCUGGAACCAAGGUUUGAAAAUCCCCUGUUCCUGCCAUCCUGGGUCAGGAAAUCCAGUCACAUUUGGUCCUGGUGCCAAAAUUCACACCAACUUGGGCGCAGAUAGCAAGCAGACGGCCUGGAUUUAAGUCCGACUUGAAGCUCAUUUCCUGCAUGUCCUCACUACUCUGGCUGCCCAAUGUCCAACUCUAUCCACUGUCCUAUCUUAAUAGACCGUAUUCCCACAGCGGCCAUGUUGCCAUGACAUCACGCUCAGGGUAGGAAGCCCAAAUGUUAUUGUAUCUUUCCACGUAUUCUCAAAGUUCAAGUCAUUAACGUCGCACAUUUGAGCAACUUGUUUCAUUUCAAAGCUUCCCGGUUGAUGAGAAAGUACACAGACAGUGGAUGCUGAAAAUCCAGAGACACAUUAUGAGUUAAAAAACAUGCUUGACGGGCGCCGGAUAGCCUAGUGGUUAUGUCAGACGCUCUGGUUAGUCCACGUAGCAGCGGUGGGUUUGAAAAUGGUUUCAGCUG
This is a messenger RNA of Labrus bergylta (ballan wrasse), 1516 nucleotides long. It is a transcript of the gene ntmt2, whose product is annotated as N-terminal Xaa-Pro-Lys N-methyltransferase. Gene Ontology annotation, biological process: N-terminal protein amino acid methylation. Gene Ontology annotation, cellular component: cytoplasm. Gene Ontology annotation, molecular function: N-terminal protein N-methyltransferase activity. Lineage: Eukaryota; Metazoa; Chordata; Actinopteri; Labriformes; Labridae. The record is from RefSeq and is a predicted model, not a curated record.